AUGCAAGCCGAGCCCCGCAAGUUAAAACGAACGGCGAACGCAUGUAUUGCCUGUCGUCAGAGCAAGAUCAAAUGCUCUGGAGUCGAACCAUGCGCCAAUUGUCAGAGACGCGCUGUUCCUUGUCGGUUUUCCGAGGAAAACCGUAGGGUUCUGAUAUCGGAACGGUGCCUCCGUGAGUUGCAGACACAGGCUAAAGAGCAGCAUGAGACGACGAAGAAACGAACCCACGAUGUUGCAUUCGAGGAAGUCGAAAAUGUUCUCGGUUCAGAAUCGCGUUCUCCAGGUGCAAAUUGGCCCAGUCCAUUUGGUCUGCCCUCAAUGACGAUGAGGAACACCCAUGAUAAUCGAUUAUCCCGAUGGAUCUGGCUGGCUCCAACAUCUACUUGGUCGUUUACCGCUCGCCUCACUUUGAUGAUGUCUCAAAGGCUGCAUCCGGACGUGGCCUACGAUAUUCCCUACUAUCUUGAUGGAGAUAUCUAUCCUCUACAGUGGAAGUCGUCUUCUGAUGCUGCUCCUGAUAUCAGCGGUCUCCCGUCUAUGGACUACGCUCUUUAUCUCUUCAACACAGUCAAGUUCCAUCUGGGCCAGACUUUCCGGCUCUUGGACGAGGAGACCUUCACAACGCAUAUGCAAGAGUUCUACUACGGCGAUGCAACCAAGAAAGCAACUGAUAGUCGGCUGUGGUUCAUCCAGUUUUUGCUAGUGUUGUCUUUUGGAAAAGCGUUUCUUGACCAGUCUAAGAAGAGAGACCCGCCAGGUGCAGCAUACUUUGUCCGUGCCAUGUCUUUGAUGCCAGAUUACAGUUCUAUAUGGAGAGAUACUCUUCUGGCCAUCGAGGUCAUGGCUCUAGCAGCUUUGUAUCUCUACUCAAUUGAUCGACGAGAGUCAGGACACCUUUUUGCUAGCCAGGCCAUCAGGAUUGCGCAACUUGAAGGUUUACACACGGAGCUUCCAGAGCAAGAGCUGGGGGCAGCAGCUGUUGAUCGCUGCCGUAAUCUGUGGUGGACAUUGUACAUUAUGGACCGCCAUUUUUCGUCAUCACUGGGCAUUCCGAUGAUUGUGCAUGAUAGCGAUGUCACAGCAUUAAUUGAUUCCCCAACACAAUCGUGUCAGAGGAACGCUAUGCUAAGUCUGAGAGUGAAGCUAUCGCGGUUAUUGUCCACAAUACUUGGCACCGUUUACAGGACUGAGAGACGGCCCAUCGAAUCAUUCAUUGAGAAAACGAAGACUAUUCUAAACACUAUGGCUGAUCUAGCUCGGGAACUGGAAGACUUUAUCAAUACCAAAUUCGCAGGCCCGGUCAACUCCAUGUCGAAAGGGAUGCGCCAUAUUCUCCUGCUAUAUCACGAGUGUGUCAUCGUUGCCACACGGCCCCUCCUUCUAGCCGUUCUACGGGAGCGUUUGGAUAAACUUGGCCUACCUUUAGAAUGCUGCCGCCGGAUUGUCCCUCUCAUGGAAACACUGAUGUCAACGGGGAUCAACUCGGCGACCAAAAGUCUACAGUUACUUAAAGCUCUAGUGGACGAGGGCCUUCUCGAAUCAUACCUCCCCUUCGACCUCGAAUUUACGUACGGCGCCGCUAUCCACCUCACUAUGGCCAGCGCCCUUGUACCAGAAUUAGUGGGACAGCGAAGCUCCAAUCAACAAGCCCAUCUGAUUCUCGAUGAAAUCAUCAGCAAGGGGAACCGCGUCGCUGAAAUUCGCAAAGCUGAUCUGACUCGUCUCGAGACCUUGUUCGAGGGACUCAAGGAGCGGUAUGCGAAUGCGGCGAAUCACAUCAGUACCGCCUUAGUUCCAGAGACGAGUGAUGAUGCGCAUGAGCAGGAUCAUAGGCCAAAUGACAACACCCAGUUACCGUUCAUCACUGGGGAUAUAAAUGUCUCAGAGGAUGAGUUGCCUGAGCUGGGAUUGACGUCUUAUGAUAUCGCGGCCAUUGUGGAUCAGAUUGAUUACAAUGCUAGCCCGUCUUUCUGGCUAGCUCAGGAGGGGGAUGAUUUGUGA
This is a messenger RNA of Aspergillus tubingensis, 2001 nucleotides long. Its product is annotated as Zn(II)2Cys6 transcription factor. The record is from RefSeq and is a predicted model, not a curated record. Gene Ontology annotation, biological process: positive regulation of transcription by RNA polymerase II; DNA-templated transcription. Gene Ontology annotation, molecular function: sequence-specific DNA binding; DNA-binding transcription factor activity, RNA polymerase II-specific; zinc ion binding. The transcript is spliced from 9 exons. Lineage: Eukaryota; Fungi; Ascomycota; Eurotiomycetes; Eurotiales; Aspergillaceae. Gene Ontology annotation, cellular component: nucleus. The coding region runs from base 1 to 2001 and encodes 666 amino acids.